AUGCGACCAUCACGACGGCCAAGACCGACGAUAGGAGAGCGAGUUGCAAGACAGCUUGGCUGGCUACCGAACCUGUGGAGGUUGUGGGUUCUCCCGUACGGGGCAUGGCUGAUGAAUGGGCUGGUCCAAGUAUUCUCAAAGUUCCGAGGCAACACCGAGAAAGAGGAGGAGAAGGUAGUCGUCGAUGGAGGUGUCUGGAGCGUGAUGUUGAAAUGCCUGAUCCACGUAGCUCCGCUUUGCGCAACUAUCGUACUCGCCGCGAUCAAUCUCAAGGGGUUCUUCAUCGGCAACAACUACCUCGGUAGCACCGAGGAUACUAUACAAUCUCUCGAUCAACUGUUGUUGCAGAUCACAGCCAAGCUAUAUGAACUACUAAUCGUUGCGUCAUUGACGACAAUUGUCCUCGAUGUCCUCCGACGAGAACUGCUUACUGAGUCCGAAGGGCUGCCGUUCGGCUUCGUUCUCGCCCCAUUUCAGUUCCAAGACUUGACCUAUUGGCUCUCACCAGACUUUUGGUACAGCCAGUAUGCUCUCCGGAGCCGAGCCAAGCGGUACAAAAUCGUGCUUCUCCUCGCGACUUCCACUACCAUUGCCAUCUUCGCCGGUCCUUCAUCUGCCUUGCUGAUGCUGCCGCAGACGUUCACGCAUUGGCCGGGAGGCGGUGCUCAUUUCACCAUGGCCGGAGGGCAGAAUAGCCUUUGGCCAGACCGGCUCGAGGAAUUCCCUCGCUGGUGCGCUUUGACGACCGCCGAAGAGGCAGAGAAGAGCUGCUCGACCGGCAACUUCGAAAUAAUCGCGCAGACUCUGCGGGGCUGGCGGCAGCAACAGACUCUCUUCAACAUAGACAUCACGGACGGAUUGGUGCGGCGACACAUGAACGUCAUCUUUCCGGAUUUCGGCAAGGGCGACACAUGGGCAAUCGCUCCGCACCUGGCGACUUGCCUCUACUCGGAGAUCUUGACGAACAUGUGGCACCAGGCAAUCUUCGGCGCGAGCGAAGCAAGCAGUGAAAUGCAGCCGUUCUUCAAGUACCGUUACCGGAAGUACACCGGAACCACGGCAACUAUUCAGGCUCAGAUUCCUAUAGUCCGAGUGAACUGCCGUGAACCUGUGCCGCAGACAUUUCAGUAUUGGUACACAGUGCAGCCCGAGAUUGGCGAGACCAAAGCUUACUUGCAACCCGUCGCGCCAGCCAGGAUCUCUGAAUCGUAUGUCAACUCAUCGCGAAUAGCGACGGUGUGGGUUCCGCCGCCAGCCGACGAUCCAAGAUGGAAUUCGAGCGCAUAUCUCAACAUCCAAUUCCCCAGCAGUGGCGGCUCCACAGAAGACACAGUAAUGACGUGUUCAGUCGACGCACGCUGGGCUUCCGGUAAUAUCGUAGGCUCUCUGCUGGGCUUCUGGAACGGCAUUCAGUACUACAAUGCCAGCGUGUGGUAUGAACCGACCAAGAAGGAAUACCCUGGUCAUGGAUACGCAUUCCCCGCUUUUGACCAGGUGAGCUUCCGUAAGGUUCAUCUGGACUCGAGUUGGCUCCAGGGCGUGGUACCCCAGCUCGGCUCCCAAUUCGCGAGUUACACCACCCUCAGCUCAGCGCUUGAAGUCCUAGGCUUCGCUGCCGGCGCCGAGAGCUUCUCGGACCAGCAGGGCCCGUCUAACAGGAACGUCGUAGAGGCCGCCGUCGCAGCCCUGAUAGCCGACGGCAUGUCGCAGACGGGGUACGCUAAGAACGGGGGGGGAAACCUCGAGGAUAUGCGCGACGUCCUCAACGGCGAGGGCGUGCCCACCAGUCCGCACGACGACGACCUCCUCUUGUCUGGCAGGCUCGACCUCCCACUACUCAAGAAAAUCACCACCAAGCCGUCGGACCCGGCGACGACGCAGCUGCGGUGGGACAUCUUCAUCGGCGGGCUGGGCUACUCGGCCAAUAGCGUCGCCUACUACCUCGCACUGACGGUCGUGUUCGCACACGCGCUCCUGGCGCUGGUGCACACGGCGUGGUCGCUCGGGCGGCGCCAGACGUCGGGUGCUUGGGCCUCGCAGAGCGACAUGCUCGCCCUUGCCAUCAACAGCCGGCCCACGGCGGAGUUGGCGGGCACGGCGGGCGGGAUCAAGAUGCUGUCGAGGCUCGGGUUGCCGGUGCGGAUACGGGAUGUGCAUGCGCGGCCCCUUUCAGAGUAUGCAUCGUCGCAGAGCUCCGGUGCGCCGCUGGUAACGCGAUCUGAGCAUAGCUCUGGGACGGAUUAUAAUUCCCUGCAGCUUUUGGUGGGUAAGGAUGGUUGGCUGUAUAAGAGGAAUGGUCUGGUUGAGUUGAAUGGCAAGUAUUGA
Messenger RNA from Thyridium curvatum, 2325 nucleotides. RefSeq lists its product as uncharacterized. The transcript is spliced from 2 exons. Lineage: Eukaryota; Fungi; Ascomycota; Sordariomycetes; Thyridiales; Thyridiaceae. The record is from RefSeq and is a predicted model, not a curated record. Bases 1 to 2325 code for a protein of 774 amino acids.